This is a messenger RNA of Rattus norvegicus (Norway rat), 5951 nucleotides long. RefSeq names its product neuralized E3 ubiquitin protein ligase 4 (gene Neurl4). The record is from RefSeq and is a predicted model, not a curated record. Gene Ontology annotation, cellular component: mitochondrial matrix; mitochondrion; centriole. Lineage: Eukaryota; Metazoa; Chordata; Mammalia; Rodentia; Muridae. Gene Ontology annotation, molecular function: DNA binding; NAD+-dinitrogen-reductase ADP-D-ribosyltransferase activity. Gene Ontology annotation, biological process: mitochondrial DNA repair.
AACACCAGCGAGAGCCUCUGAGUAGGGUUGGGUUCUGCUUAUAGCUCUCAGGUAAUCUCCUGGAUCUCUCAGUUCUGUGCCUUGAGAUUACCUAUCGGGACAUCUCUAGGAUUUUUAUUAGUAAUUUUAAGAUUCAAGAGUUUCAUUGACUCGGAGCUCAAAUUGGUCUUGAACUACGUGCGGGUUCCCCCACCAGUCACCUCAUUAUACUUCAUAGGAGAGGUGUGAUGAAAAGUGUGUGGAGCAGGGGGACUGCGACGAGAGGAGUAGGAUUGGAACAAGGAGAGGUUGGAUUGGAUUGCGACAUUUCCGGUCUCGGUAUUGUGAAGGGCUGAGACUUGGAUUUAUAAAACUACCUUUUCUCUGUCCCGAAGAUAGUGUUUACGUCGCCUUAAAGCGUGUAGUGUGAGGGGGAGCUACCACCCUUUGUGUUAAAGCUAAUGUUUUAAUGGGUCGCUUUUCCCAACAAGGGUUGGGUCCUCGGCGCGGGGCGAAGUCGUAAAGUGUAUCUGGGCGCCAGCACGCCUUCGUCGCAAAUACGCCUGCGGCGGGCGUUUCUUCCAUUCACUGUCGCAAAAGCAGCCCCAGUCUUCUAGAUUCUCUUAGCCGCUGUCGUCCCGCUGUGCCGUAAAGCAAGUCUCCCCGACCCCGUCGUCCUUCGGUUCCCCUCGUGAUAGACCUUGGUUCCUUAGCUCUGGAUGCUUCAGUGCCGUAAAGCAUAUCAGGCCCCAGCCCCCGGCCGUAUUCCCCCAGGGCGUCUAUCCGCCGCGGUUGCCACGGUGCCGCCAAGCGCGGCUGUCGCGCGGCCGCGGUAUCAGCGGCGAUGGCGGCGGGGUCGGGUGGGAGUGGGGGCUCUGGGGCAGGCCCCGGGCCAGGGCCGGGGCCAGGCGGGGGAGGGGGCCCUGGCAGCAGCGGACCAGGACUGGGGUCCAGCGGGGGUCUCGGCAGUGGCGGGGAACUGCACCCGCGCACUGGGCGCUUGGUAAGCCUGUCGGCCUGUGGGCGCACAGCGCGGCGGCAGCAGCCGGGCCAAGAGUUUAACCACGGGCUGGUGCUGAGCCGAGAACCCUUGCGCGACGGACGCGUCUUCACUGUCCGCAUCGACCGCAAGGUCAACUCCUGGAGUGGCUCCAUCGAAAUCGGAGUGACAGCACUGGAUCCUAGUGUGCUGGACUUCCCAAGCAGUGCCACUGGGCUGAAGGGAGGGUCCUGGGUAGUGUCAGGCUGCUCAGUGCUUCGGGACGGGCGCUCUGUGUUGGAGGAAUAUGGCCAGGACCUGGACCAGCUUGUGGAAGGGGACCGUGUGGGUGUGGAACGCACAGCCACUGGGGAGCUCCGGCUCUGGGUGAAUGGGCGGGAUUGUGGUGUGGCAGCCACAGGCCUGCCUGCUCGAGUCUGGGCUGUCGUGGACCUUUAUGGCAAGUGCACCCAGAUCACUGUGCUGCCCCCUGAGCCAGGCUUCAGCCCUUCUACUCCUAUCUCCACACCUCCCCUUGAGCCCUUGGCCCCUCCAGAAGAUUCUGCCCUGUCGGAACAGGGGACUUCUGUGGAUGAAGACUUUGCCAGCAUGGAACUGUCUGAGGUGGUGAGCAACGCCAUCCUGUCUGCCUACAAUGGGGGCCUUCUUAAUGUGAGCCUGAGCUCCCCACCAGCUGCAGACGGACUGGCAUCCAGUGGGUCAGCCACCUCUCCCAUCCUCACUUCCAAUGAUGCCCUGCUCUUUCAUGAGAAGUGUGGAACCCUCAUCAAACUCAGCAACAAUAAUAAGACGGCUGAGCGUCGGAGGCCCCUGGAUGAAUUCAACAAUGGAGUUGUCAUGACCAACCGUCCACUUCGGGAUAAUGAAAUGUUUGAGAUCCGUAUUGACAAGCUUGUAGACAAAUGGUCUGGUUCCAUCGAGAUUGGUGUCACCACCCACAAUCCCAACAGCUUGGAGUAUCCAGCCACCAUGACCAACCUGCAGUCAGGCACCAUCAUGAUGAGUGGCUGUGGGAUCCUGACCAACGGCAAGGGUACGCGCCGCGAGUACUGUGAGUUCAGUCUGGAUGAGCUGCAGGAGGGUGACCAUAUUGGCCUCACGAGGAAGUCCAACUCUGCCCUGCACUUCUUCAUUAAUGGCAUCGAUCAGGGUGUAGCUACUCCGUUGACACCACCAGUAGUCUAUGGUGUGGUAGACUUGUAUGGAAUGGCUGUGAAAGUGACCAUAGUCCAUAAUAAUAACCACAGUGACCGUCUCCGCCGGAACAAUGCCAUCCUGAGGGCGCUGUCCCCCGAGGGUGCCCUUCGUCGUGCCGCCCCUGCAGCCUCGGCAGAGCCUGAACGCCUGCUCUUCCACCCUAACUGUGGCCAGAAGGCGGCCAUCACCCACGAGGGACGCACCGCUUUGAGGCCCCAUGCCACUGAUGACUUCAAUCAUGGCGUGGUACUGAGCAGCAGAGCCCUCCGGGAUGGAGAGGUGUUCCAGGUGCGCAUUGACAAGAUGGUGGACAAAUGGGCUGGCUCCAUUGAGAUUGGCGUCACUACCCACAACCCUGCCUACCUCCAGUUGCCCUCUACCAUGACCAAUUUACGCUCUGGGACCUGGAUGAUGACUGGGAAUGGGGUAAUGCACAAUGGAACAACCAUCCUAGAUGAAUAUGGACACAAUCUGGACCGCCUCAAGGCAGGGGACACAGUAGGUGUGGUACGGCGAGAGGAUGGAACGCUCCACUUCUUUGUCAAUGGAAUGACUCAGGGCCCUGCUGCCUGGAAUGUACCCCCGGGUGUCUAUGCUGUCGUUGAUCUCUACGGCCAAGCUGCCCAGGCUACUAUUGUGGAUGACGUGGAAGUCCCUCCAGUCUCUGAGCCACUCCCGGAAGGAAACAACCAGAUGUCUCCUAGUUCUCCAGCCUCAGCAGUUGGGGGUUCCGACCUGCGCUUCCACCAGCUGCAUGGCAGUAAUGCAGUCAUCACUAAUGGUGGCCGCACUGCUCUCCGCCAUAACUGCCGCAGCGAGUUCAAUGAUGCCAUUGUCAUUUCCAACCGAGCCCUGCGGGAUGGAGAACUGUUUGAGAUUGUCAUUCAGAAGAUGGUAGACCGCUGGUCAGGUUCCAUCGAAGCUGGAGUGACUGCUAUUCGUCCUGAAGACCUAGAGUUUCCCAACACCAUGACAGACAUUGACUAUGAUACGUGGAUGCUGAGUGGUACAGCUAUCAUGCAAGAUGGCAACACGAUGCGCAACAACUAUGGGUGUGAUCUGGACGCACUGGGCACAGGUGCACGCAUCGGCAUGAUGCGAACUGCCAAGGGUGAUCUGCACUAUUUCAUUAAUGGACAGGACCAAGGCGCUGCCUGCUCAGGCUUGCCUCCGGGUAAAGAGGUGUAUGCAGUAGUGGAUCUCUAUGGCCAGUGUGUCCAAGUGUCUAUUACCAAUGCUACCGGCCCCAUGGACAACAGCCUGGCAACCAGCAACACUGCCACUGAGAAAUCAUUUCCCUUGCAUUCCCCAGUGGCGGGUGUAGCACACCGAUUCCAUAGCACUUGUGGCAAGAAUGUCACUCUGGAGGAGGAUGGCACACGGGCAGUCCGUGUGGCUGGCUAUGCGCAUGGCCUCGUUUUCAGCACCAAGGAGCUCAAGGCGGAAGAAGUUUUUGAGGUGAAGGUGGAAGAGCUAGACGAGAAGUGGGCAGGCUCCCUCCGGCUGGGGCUGACCACACUAGCACCCGAGGACAUGGGGCCUGGAGCAGGCAGUGGGCCAGGGCUGCCUCCUUCCUUGCCUGAACUCCGGACAAAGACCACUUGGAUGGUGUCCAGCUGUGAAGUGAGACGUGAUGGGCACCUCCAAAGGAUGAACUAUGGUCGGAACCUCGAGAGACUUGGGGUGGGAAGCCGUGUGGGCAUUCGUCGGUGUGCAGAUGAUACUAUGCACAUCUUGGUAGAUGGAGAAGAUAUGGGGCCUGCAGCCACCGGCAUUGCCAAGAAUGUCUGGGCUGUGUUGGAUCUCUAUGGGCCAGUACGCAGUGUGGCUAUUGUCAGCUCCACAAGACUGGAGGAACCAGAAGGCACCCAGCCACCUUCUCCUAGCUCAGAUACUGGCAGUGAGGGCGAGGAAGAUGAGGAGGGCGAGGAACAUGGGCUGAGAGGCCAGAAUCAAGUGGGUGUUAUGCCCACAGCCCUUGAAUUCCUGGAGAACCAUGGGAAGAAUAUCCUCUUAUCCAACGGGAACCGUACAGCCACUCGGGUGGCCAGCUACAACCAGGGCAUCGUUGUCAUCAGCCAGCCCCUGGUACCCCAUAUGCUUGUUCAGGUGCGGAUAGAUUUCCUGAACCGACAGUGGACAUCCUCUCUUGUUCUGGGAGUCAUCACCUGCCCACCUGAGAGGCUUAACUUCCCUGCCUCUGCUUGUGCCCUUAAACGGGCAGCCUGGCUCCUGCGGGGCCGUGGCGUCUUCCACAAUGGUCUGAAGAUCUGUGAGAAGUUUGGGCCAAAUCUUGACACCUGCCCUGAAGGCACCAUCCUGGGACUGAGGCUAGACUCCUCUGGAGGGCUCCAUCUCCACAUCAACGGGGUGGACCAAGGGGUAGCUGUACCAGAUGUGCCCCAGCCAUGCCAUGCACUUGUGGACCUCUAUGGACAGUGUGAGCAGGUGACAAUUGUGAGCCCUGACCCAGGGACUGCCAGUGGGAAGACUGCUGGAACCCAAGGGGACAUGGAAAAAGCUGAUAUGGUAGACGGUAUCAAGGAGAGUGUGUGCUGGGGUCCACCGCCUGCUGCUAGCCCUUUAAAGAGCUGCGAGUACCAUGCCCUUUGCUCCCGCUUCCAAGAACUGCUGUUGCUUCCUGAAGAUUAUUUCAUGCCUCCACCAAAGCGUAGCUUAUGCUACUGUGAGUCUUGCCGGAAGUUGCGAGGAGAUGAGGCCCACAGGCGCCGAGGAGAGCCUCCCCGAGAAUAUGCCCUGCCUUUUGGAUGGUGCAGGUUCAAUCUUAGGGUGAAUCCCCAUCUGGAAGCUGGCACACUUACUAAGAAGUGGCACAUGGCCUAUCAUGGAAGCAGCGUAGCAGUUGUACGGAGAGUGCUGGACCGAGGGGAAUUGGGAGCAGGAACUACCUCCAUCCUGAGCUGCCGACCCUUGAAGGGAGAGCCUGGGGUGGGCUUUGAGGAGCCUGGUGAGAACUGUGCACCUCCCCGGGAGGAGCAGCCCCCUGCAGUGCUGCUCUCCCCCUCCCUUCAGUACGCUGGGGCAGAGACCCUGGCCUCCAAAGUGCAAUUCCGGGACCCAAAAUCCCAGCGGACACACCAGGCUCAGGUGGCCUUUCAGGUGUGUGUGCGCCCUGGCUCCUAUACUCCUGGCCCUCCCUCUGCGGCCCUCAGAGAACUUCCUGACCAGCACUUCAGCCCAUCAGAACUUGAGUGGGUCACUAAGGAGAAGGGAGCCACACUCCUCUAUGCCCUGCUGGUACGGGUGGAAUAAGGGGUGAGAUACCACUACUCCAAGCACAGCCGGGCCUCAAGCCCAGGACUCUUGAAUGACGACUGCCUCCACCUCAUUCCAGUGACUUAUGGCAUGUACAGGUGCUUUCCUGGCCGGAGGAGCACGUAGACAGGCUUUGAUUUAGACCAGGUGUGAAGCACAUCUCUACAUUCAGGGCCCAGCACACUCCCUCUGCCGAGAGGGAGCUUGUAGGGAGCCCAGCUCCAGUCUCUGGGUCCCCCCUUCAUGCACUGACUUGGGGAACAUGACUCCCUAUUAUUACCCUCCCCCAUAUCACUUAAUUUAUUUCCGUUUUUGUUUCUGGUUACUGUGAAUCCCAAAGGAGUCUCUGUGCCCACAUGAAGCUGCUUUUUCCAUGGCCACCGGGCGCCAUGAGGCGGGAGUGGGUAAGGAAGGGGCGGCCCGAGGAAGCUGUGGGCCCUCUGUACAGUUGUUACUGACUCUGAUUUCUAAGGAGCCAAUAAAUACUGUCUUCAGAGCA